AUGGCUUCCGACCCCCUAUUUGCCAUGCUCAGUGGGAGUUUCGCAGAAGGGCAGCAGUCGGAGGUGCCGUUUGACUAUUCGGGGGAGGCUCUUUACGCCUUCCUGGAGUUUCUCUACAGAGGUACCUUCUGCGUCAAGAAGGCAAUACUGCCUGAGCUGCUGCGCCUGGUCCACCAGUGGGAGGUGCAGCCGUUGCAGGCAGCACUCAACGAGCUCCUGGUGAAGCACAUGACCCCAGAGCUUUGCUCAUCAUUGAUAGUUGACUGCGAGGUUUUGCUCGUGGACAAACUGGAUGAAAUGCUAGAAAGCUACGUGCUGGAGAACUUUGGAUCAUGCGUGCGAACUGAGCAGUUUGGAUCUUGGCCACUGCACCGCAUGAUCGGAAUUCUUCGCAGUGAUGAUCUAGUGGCAGAGCAUGAAGAGGAGGUGCUGGCAGCAGUGAUGCACUGGCACCGGAGUGGCCCCGGACGCGACGACGCGACCGCAGCGCUGCUUCAAAUGGUUCGGUUCCCGCUGCUAUCUGUGGCAGCCCUCCAAGGCUUAGGCAGCCGGGAAGGUCUAACAGGCCUUCCGGGAGUCGUCAUGUCCCGCCUGGCAGCCGCAGCGCUGAAGGUCCACCAGGGCUGUCCGCAGAGCGACUGCCAGCGCUGGGAACGACCUGACAGCCAUGACGAGCAGGCCUCCUUCAUGAAGACCGUGAAGCUUCGCAAUGCCUACCCUUACUGGUGGGCGGACUUUGGCUGCUCCCUCCGUGGUGGGGGCAUAGUGGCAGAGCGCAGUGGCAUCGAUCAAGAGGGCGAACUGGAGCCCUGGGCUGUUCACAUCCAUGACCAGUCGCUGUACAUCAUUGACGGCCGAGAGCCUUGCUGCGUUCUUCAGGUCUGGUCUGAUGCACGGUCAUGCGGCCAAAGCUUCUUUUAUGGAGAGCUUGCUGCGGCGGACCUCUUGGCAGGCUUUUACUCAUCACUGAAAGGCUCCGUGCUUGAGCUUUCCGAAUCCCUGCGAUGUGUUGGGGACCACGUCAAGGAAGAGGACAAGACAGCUGAGCCAGCAGCGCCAGCUGAAACUGUGCGGAGAGUGGUGAGGCCAAUUAUUCCCAGGGAACUUCCCGGAACCCUGGCAUUCUGCUUUCCCGAUGGUUUGCCGGCUCGGCUAGUGGAGGAAUUGGAGACUCAAAUUCAUUUGGCAGCAUCGCCUCAUGUGUUGUUUCCGUCGCUAUUCAAUUUCAUUUCCGGCUUCGAUGGUGGUGUCACUUCGUUUGCCGUUCUGCAGCUCACUGAUGCCACGCUUGUUGGGAGUCAUUUGUUGCCACUCUCUGCAUGGGACAUUGGCGCAGUGGUAAGUUCACGAGUUUGCGGCGCCCUAUGCGGGUCCAUGCUCCUACUUUGCACCUCCAAAGAGCCCUCUUCGCGCGACAUUCUGAUAUGGACUGCUGUUGGCAUUACAGCCAUCUCACUUGGCACGUUCUUUGUGGCGGACCGGAGCACGCUUCUCGCGUUGCGCUUCCUUUCUGGCAUCACAGAAGGGGUGUCGUCUCCUGCUAAAGCUGCUUAUGUUGUGGAGACCGUGGAAGCUGAGCUGCGUGGAGCUUCCAAUGGAAGCCGCUGGGCGGCUUUCGCCUUGGGCUCCUGUGCAGGGGUGGCUGCAGGCGCGGUGCUGCAGCCCAUCCCAGGGGCCUGGCAGGUGAUGCUGAGUGCCGUGGCAGUUCCCUCCAUCAUUGCGGGGGUUGGCAUGGCAUCGCUGCCACACUCCCCACGAUGGCUGGUGCAUGGUGCAGACGCCACAAUCAGUGAGCGCCAGUCCUUAGCACUGGAAUCCCUACAGACUCUACGACCCAGCAUCGACCCAAACGACAUCUCACUACAGAAAGAGCUUUCUGUCAUUUGCGAAGGUAUGAGGGGUGACAAAGACGAGCCCACACCUUUGAAUGUCCGCGAGUUGUUGCAGCAUCCUGCAACUGAAAUUAGCGCGCUUUUGACAUGCAUCAAACAGGCAAACGGGACUGUGUGUUUGACAACUUAUUUGGCCCCUGUCAUGGCUGCAAUGGGCUUCCAAAAUCAUUUGACGACGCUGGGCGUGGUAUUGAUGGCUGUGCGAUCCGUUUCAACGCCCAUGGGUAUCGUGCUGAUGGACCGUCUCGGCCGUAGAGGCAGUUUGCUGCUGGGUUGCUUGGGAUCUUCGGUGUCCAUGUCUACGCUGCUGCUAUCCCACGCUCUAGGCAACCACGCACCUACUUGUCUCAUGACUUUGUCAUUUACCUCGCUGGCCGCUUCCGCAGCAAUCUUCGAGCUUUGCUGGGCACCAACAUCGUUUCAACUCACCACUGAGAACCUCGGCAGCAGGUUGUACCCGCAGCGGCUCCGACAGCAUGGCCUCGCUCUCUCGCACGUCUUCAACUACGCCGUGAAGGCUAUGGAGAUGCAGGUGUUUCCGAUUGCCCUUGCAGCUGCUGGCCUUACUCCAGUGUUCACGGUCUUCGCUGUGGUGAAUACUGCGGGCUGUAACAUGUUGGUACAUGUCGUGGAAGGUGGAAUGGAUGUCCAUCCCGUGUGGAAUGAUAGGAGCUUCAAGCAGGACAAGGCAACAAACAAUCUUCGCGAUGCCUUGGUCAGGCGAGAUCCAGGCUCCAUGGAGUUGGCUUUGCAGGAGCUGGUAGAUGCCAAAAGCGUGAAGCUGGACCUGCAAAGCAGAAGGUUGGGUGACAUUGGCGCUUCGAAGCUGGCCGAGGCUCUGCAGGCGACUCGGAGCCUGGAAGAGCUGGAGCUGAACUUGGGCAGAAACAGCAUCAGCAAGAAGGGCGCAGAGGCCCUAGGAGAGGGCCUCAAGCAGCUGCAGAAGCUCCGGAGGCUCCAGCUGAACCUGUGGGAAAACUCCCUUGGUGAUGAUGGGGUCCAAGCUUUCUCGGACCAGCUAAGUCAGGUCCAAUCCUUGGAAGUGCUGGAACUGGAUCUGCUCCAGAACAGCAUUGGUGAUACGGGCUCUAUUGCCCUGGCCACUGCUGUGGGGGAGCUCUGCUGCCUGAAGCAGCUGAGGCUGAACGGGGUGAACGACUUCUCGGACAUCAUCGACAUCGCCAUUGACGCUUCCGGGGAUCUUUUUGCCUCCAGCUUGCAAGAGUCAAGGCCUGUCAGGCCUGGCAUGUACAACGCCUCAUGGCUGGCACCACUUGGCCUGAUCGCUGGCCUGUGCCCACGAGGCCGAGGUACACAUGGACGGCGUCGGCCUGCGUGUCUGCGCUUGAGAUCUGCCAGUGUCACGCUUGAUGCGCCCAAACAGAGGGCUGUACCAGACACGCCAAAGCCAAAAGCUUCCGGAAUCGUGCCAGAGCAGCUGGCAACUCUAGAUGUCCAAGGACAAAUCUCACCUGCGGCUUCGUCUACCAGAUCAAGUCAGCUUUCACUGCGGGAUUUCUUGCUUGGGCUGGACCACAAAUUACACGGUCGAAACAUGUUCAAGAACUGGAUCAAAGUUGACAAGGCAUUGGAGGUCGGUAGUGCUGGAGCGCUCCAGCAGUCAAACGGUCAAAAGCCUGCAGUCCCUGACGGCUUCAGCUCGGCCACAAAGCCGACGAUUGCAGACGUGAAAGACUUUUUCGUCGUUGCAGAUUGGAAUGACUGGGGCUUUGAGUGUAUGGCCACGGUCAAUGGCUCGAAGUCAUGCUCCGAAGAGUGGUUGCUGGAUGUGAAGCUGUCACAUGAGGGAGGAGAGUUCCAAAUUGCAUGUGAUGGAGAUUGGUCACGAGUGCUGUAUCCAAGUGGAAUGGCAGGUGAAGUUGAUGGUCCUGAUGCUGAAGGCCAUGGGCAAAACUGGUGCCUGAAUGGCAGAGUAGGAGACACUUAUUUGCUUCGCCUGGCAAUUGGAGACUCGGGACCGGUGGUGUCCUGGGAUUUGGUGGAAGAAGGCCCCAGGGCCGAGGAUUCUUUCGAUGACUUUUCUGACUGGAGUGGUACAGCCUCCGGCUGGCAAGAGGCCAUCCAGCGGAUGGAAGAUACAAAGCGCUGGGGUGGGGAUUACCGUGCCGCACGCAGCGAGGCCUUGAGGCUCUGUGGUGAGGCAGGAGCCUCUGUGCCAGCACUGGAGCUUUUGGAAGAUAUCUGGUCAGAGGACAAACAAUCUAAUGAGCCUAGCCGGGCCGAUUACCAGUCUGUACUCCUUGCCUGUGAGCGUUCUGGCGAUGCGGUGCAGGCUGCCAUGAUCCGGCAGGAGAUGUUGGAACGGGGAGAAGAUUACCAACCAGAGCGGUUCUGCUUAACACCCCGAGUGUACUGGAACCGAGAUGUGAGGCGCAUGGGAUGCGGUGCCAGCAAUACCCUGGAUUGGCACGGUGGAGACCCUUUGCCCUCGCCUCCAACCAAGCGCACAUGGCUUCUGCCAGCUUCUGACACCAUGGCUGUUGAGAUUGCCAUGCAGCAGGAGGCUUUGCGGAGUGCCGGGUGGAUGAUUUUGUCCUGUGAUCCUGAGAUUGUGCGACGUCUCGAUGACAAAGUGGCAUUACAGUCGCUUGCACAUGACAUGGGCUUGUCAACGUACUUUCCGGAGCGAUUCACAUCUCCAGAGCUCGCCCGCUAUCCAUGCAUUCUCAAGCCAGCAGCCGGGGAAUUUGGAGCGGGAGUCGAGAUCGUCUACUCAGCAGAGUCCGUCCGCCGAAUUACGAUCGUGGAAUCAGGCGAACUUACCUGCCGUUGGCUCCUGCAGGAGCUGGUCACUGGAUGCUACGAGUAUUCAACAUCCUUGCUGGUCGAAAAUGGCCGGAUCCUGGAGAAAGCUUGCAUCCGCUACCAAUAUGACGCAGAGGAAUAUGUGUGGCCGCAUGUCAACGAGACUAACAAGGAACUAGUUGAGCCAUCAGAGUCGCAUAUGGCCGUGAUGGAAAAGCUAGUUCAAGGCUAUUCUGGAUUUGUGAACUUCAACUACAAAAUCCGAGAGGAGGAUGCGCAGAUGCUCAUUAUGGAAGCUAACGCGAGAGUUGGUGCAGACCUGGCGUGUGAUGUCCCCCGGCCUCAUGCCCGGAACAUGCUGCAAAUGCUGGAUGACUUGCAGCAGGUUCGGCCUUACUCUCUUUUGCAGACUGCCAGGAUCCGCGAUGGUGUCGGCGAAGUUGUGGGCGAGGGGAAACUUUGCCUCGAUGUCGGGACGCGAGCCCUGUACAUAGGUGCAGAUGGUUCUAUCUACUUCAUCGAUGAGAACGGUUCGCGUGUGCAGCGGUACUUCGAAGGUCACACGACGUCAGUGGCGGGCCGCCAGGAGAGUGGCAGCGAGGCCUCGCAGCUGGAGGAUGCAGAGGACAUCUUCGUGACCCGUGAAGGAGUGCUGUAUGUGUCAGACAGCGGCAAUAACCGCAUCCAAAAGUGGGUUCCUGGAGCAACAGAGGGUGUGACAGUGGCCGGCGGCAAUGGCAAAGGUUCACGCUUAGACCAGCUGCAGCACCCUGUUGGCCUCCACAUCACCGAGGAUUCGACCAUCUACAUAGCAGACUACCAAAACCAUCGCAUCAUGAAGUGGCGAGAAGGCUGGCAGCAUGGGUUGGUGGUUGCCGGUGGUCAGGGGAAUGGGGAUGAGCUGUACCAGAUCAUUGAUCUUCUCGCCUCGCCUGACGCGCUCCAAGCAAUGGCGUACAUCGCUGCAGCAGUGUGGUCCGUGCCAGAGGCUGCAGGGCUCUCACCUCACGGCAGCGAGGAGGAAAGGUUGGAUGCAGUGGUGUUGGAGGUCAGCAGCCUACGCGCGGGCUCCACAAGGCUGCCGCCAGCACCGUGGCUGGCCCGCUUCGUGGCCACGGAGGUAGGCCUGACUCUGCUUGCUUGUGCAGCUGGCAGCGCUGGAAACAUGGUGGGGUACCUUUGCCUUGCAACGCUGCCGCUUUUCGCAGCGCGGUUUAGGCAAGAGCUGCACUGGCUCCUGCACAAGCUGCCUCACAGCGAGGACAUAGAGACCUGGCAAGCUCAGCAGCUGUUUCUCCAUGGCGGGUCUUGCUUAGCUGCCAUCUUCCAGGUUUCGUGGCUUCGACUCGCACUCUUUGUCGCCUCAAAGCAGGACGUGGUGUUUCCGUCAGCACUUUGCUUCGUGUUCCUCAACAUAGGUUAUGCCCUGGCCCUCCUCGCUGCGAAGAGCCUGCAGGAGAUCGCUUUGCCUGCCCGGAAGGGCGAUGCAUCCCCAGAGGUCUCUGUUGUGCAGGUUACCGAGUCCACCGCAAGAGCCGAGGAGCUGGCUGAAGCCUGUUCCAUUUGCCUCAGGCCUCUUGGCAUCGGCGAACCCCUUAGGCGCCUACAUUGCGGCCAUGCAUUUCAUCGCUCUUGCAUUGAGGGCUGGCUACGCAGCGGUGUCAUUUCUCGUGAUACGCGGAUUUGCCCCUUGCGCUGCGAGAACCCACCGCAGCCGCCACCACCGCCGCGGCCGACAAAUCGCCAUCGCUUGUCCGCAUUGGGCGGUGCCUGA
Messenger RNA from Symbiodinium pilosum, 6432 nucleotides. The record is from the annotation of a GenBank genome assembly. Lineage: Eukaryota; Dinophyceae; Suessiales; Symbiodiniaceae.